AUGUCGUUCUUAAAGGGAUUGGUUGGUCCUAGAGUGCUUACUUCUGCUCAAGCAACUCAAGCUCCUACUAAUCCUCAUGUUUCUAGCACUACGCCCAUAGUGAAUGGGACUAGAGGGAGGAGCUUCAAUGAGGGCGAAGCUGAAAGUCAUGGGACGACUUUUUCUUACAAUACUGCUGUUAUUGGUGGCCAUAUUGAAGGAAAUCAAAUUCAAAUUCAUGUUUUUGAGAGCAAUGUCAUUGCAAGCUGGAAUGGGAGCUCUGAAUUGGACUCUGAACUAAUUCUUAUUCCCAAGGUUGUAGUGAAUUCUGCAGGUUUAAGCGCUCCAGCCAUUGCAAAACGAAUGAAAGGUCUACCUGACGGUAUUAUACCUGCUUCUCAUUAUGCUUGUGGUUGCUACUUCACACUUUCAAACACGAAAUCCCCUUUCAAGCACUUGAUUUAUCCUAUACCUGAGGUUGGUGGCCUUGGAGUGCAUGUUUCCUUGGAUUUGAAUGGCCAAGUCAAGUUUGGUCCUGAUGUCGAAUGGAUAAAAGGAAUUGAUGAUAUUCCGAGCUUCCUCAACAUGCAAGUUCUCAUUGAUAAUGUAAAUUUUUGCAUAUUGAAGGUUGGAAAACAUGUUCUCAUUUUCAUCGUGAAAUGCAAUUAGCAGAUGUUGGUAAGUCUAU
This is a messenger RNA of Solanum tuberosum (potato), 667 nucleotides long. RefSeq lists its product as uncharacterized. Bases 1 to 648 code for a protein of 215 amino acids. The record is from RefSeq and is a predicted model, not a curated record. NCBI's taxonomy places the organism in Eukaryota, Viridiplantae, Streptophyta, Magnoliopsida, Solanales, Solanaceae. Gene Ontology annotation, molecular function: (S)-2-hydroxyglutarate dehydrogenase activity. The transcript is spliced from 3 exons.